This is a messenger RNA of Passer montanus (Eurasian tree sparrow), 2418 nucleotides long. It is a transcript of the gene EGR4, whose product is annotated as early growth response 4. Gene Ontology annotation, biological process: regulation of transcription by RNA polymerase II. The record is from RefSeq and is a predicted model, not a curated record. NCBI's taxonomy places the organism in Eukaryota, Metazoa, Chordata, Aves, Passeriformes, Passeridae. Gene Ontology annotation, molecular function: DNA-binding transcription factor activity, RNA polymerase II-specific; RNA polymerase II cis-regulatory region sequence-specific DNA binding. The transcript has 2 exons. Bases 533 to 2005 code for a protein of 490 amino acids.
UUUCCUUAUUGGGACUCCCUAGCCUACAUCCUGAGUCCAUGUAUGGGCAUUUACGUCACGGCAGCCUCACUGGGGACUCCAGAAAUGGCUGCGGCGGAAGGUCGGAGCAGCCCCGCUCCCGCUAUAAAGGGGGCGGCGGGGAGGGAGCUCCGGGUGUCCGCUCGGGCUGCGCCGCCGCCGGGCCCUGCCUGCGCCCCCCGCCCCGGCCCUGCCCCCGCAGCGCCCCCGCCCCGAGCACCCCACAGCAUCACCCCCAGGGUCCCCGGCACCUGCCCCGAGCGUCCCCCGCAGCGGUGCGGGCCCCCCGAGCGUGGCCCGGCUCAUCCCCGAGCAUCCCUCGGAUCGCUGCGGGCACCCCGAGCAGUCCCCGCUCGUCCCGGGCUCGCCCCGGGCAUCCCCGGGCUCGCCUGGAGCAGCUCUCGCCCGGCCCCCGAGCACCCAGCGGCUCUCCCCGGGCAUCCCCCGGCUCAUCCCGGGCACCCCCGGCUCGCCCCAGCCCGGCCCCCCUGCUCCGGCCGCGUGCCCAGGGAAGAUGCUCAACGUUGUGGAUUUCUCCUGCCCGGAUCCGCUUUACUCCAAGUACGAGGAGAGCUGCGAGAUGAAAAGCGGAGAGCUGCAGGGCUUGGGGCAGCCUGAGCAGCAACUUCUGGCAGAGGCCGAUUUCCUCGGAGGUGAGCUGCUGGGUGUCCCCGGCAGCGGCGGGGCCGUGGAUUACUCCCUGCUGGGCAGCCAGCCCUCCCCCUCCCUCAGCUACACCGGCAGCUUCUUCAUCAAGGCGGUACCGGAGCACCCGCAGGACCAGGAAUCCCUCUUCAACCUGAUGUCGGGCAUCCUGGGCAUCUCCCCCUUCGCCUCCUCCGAGGGCCACCAGAGGCACCUGGACGCUCUGUACCCCUGUCCCGAGGUGGCUCAGGGCCAGCUGGAGCUGUACGCGCCGUGCCAGCCCGAGAUGAGCGGGUCCAGCCCGGCGCCGUUCCCGGAGCCGAGCUACGGCGCCUUCCCCGCGGCCGAGGGCGCGCAGCCCCUGCCGGGCAGCACCUCCCAGUGCUUCUUCCAGCCCAAGCUCCUGGACAGCAAGCAGGACGUCAAGCUGUCCUCCGGCUCCCCGCCCCUGGACAAGUUCAAGGCCGCCUGUGCCCAGUGGGAGCCCGUCUCCCAGCAGCAGCAGCAGCAGCAGCAGCAGCAUGCCUACCUGCCCGCCGGCUUCCACUCUGCCGAGGGCUUCCCGGGCACCGACGGCGGCCCGGGGCUGUUCCCCCCGCUGGGCUCCAAGAUGGAGAGCGCCUUGUCCGUCAGCUGCCAGCCCGAGCUCGGCAGCCUGGCGGAGGAGGCCGCCUGCUUUGGAGCCCAUCUGGGCUUCGGCUGCGAGCCAGAGAACUUCCCGGCCCGCGGGGACUUCGCCGACGGCAAGAUCCACAGCCUCCCCGGGCCGCUGCUGCCGGACUUCGAGGCCUCCUUGGCCCAGGCCGAGGUGCUGCCGGGCCUGCUGGGCUCUGCCGAGCUGCUCCAUCCUCACCCCUCUCCCUCCGUGCCCCCCACGGACUUCCUGGGCCAGGCGGCGGCCUCGGCGCUGCCCGCCCUGCUGCCCCCCGCGCCCCCGGCGCUGCCCGAGCCCAAGAAGAAGGCGCGGCGCAGCAAGUGCUCCUCCAAGUGCUUCUGCCCCAAGCCCCACGAGAAGGCGUUCGCCUGCCCGGUGGAGAGCUGCAUCCGCAGCUUCGCCCGCUCCGACGAGCUCAACCGGCACCUGCGCAUCCACACGGGCCACAAGCCCUUCCAGUGCCGCAUCUGCCUGCGCAACUUCAGCCGCAGCGACCACCUCACCACGCACAUCCGCACGCACACGGGCGAGAAGCCCUUCUCCUGCGACACCUGCGGCCGCCGCUUCGCCCGCAGCGACGAGAAGAAGCGCCACAGCAAGGUGCACCUCAAGCAGAAGGCGCGCAGCGAGGAGAAGCUCAAGGGGCUGGGGUUCUUCUCCGUGGGGCUCUCCUUCGGCGCGCUCUGAGCCGCGGCCCGGGCGCUGCCAGGCGGCGUUUCCCGAGUCCCCCGAGCGUCUCAGGGAGAGCCGGGGUGCGGGGCCCUCCCGGUGCCCCGCAGGGCCGUGCCGGGCGCCGGGGCCCGCGGGAGGUGAGGCGAUCCCGGCGGGAUGGCGAGGGCAGCCCGGCCCGCGGGACUGAGCCAUCCGCGGCUGCUGCUCCCAGGAGGGGAGAGCAGAGCCCCCGGACAGACGGACAGACAGACAGAAAUCACCACCGCGGUGGGUGCGCUGGAGCGCCCGGCUGUGCUUUCCCCAGCCAGCACUUCCCAGGAUGUUCCUGCCUGGAGAUUCUCCGGGGCUGCGGCUGCUCCCAUCCCUUCUCCAGACCCCACCAGGCUCUGGCCACCGGUGCUAACAGACCCUUGGGAAAGGUGAUUUCA